Messenger RNA from Entrophospora sp. SA101, 556 nucleotides. The record is from the annotation of a GenBank genome assembly. NCBI's taxonomy places the organism in Eukaryota, Fungi, Glomeromycota, Glomeromycetes, Entrophosporales, Entrophosporaceae.
UCACCAAUUGGAGGAAAAAUUGUAGUGUUGCAAUCAAGUUUACCAAAUAUUAAUCCGGGAGCAUUAAAAUCUCGUGAAGAUCCAAAAUCAUUGGGUACACCAAAGGAGUCAGCAUUACUACAACCUGCUGAUAAUUUUUAUAAAAAAUUUGCAGUAGAUUGUUCAAGGUCUCAAAUUUGCGUUGAGAUGUUUUUACUUGGUUCACAAUAUGCAGAUGUUGCUACAUUAGGAUGUUGUCCGAGAUUCACUGGAGGUCAAACAUUUUUUUACCCGUCAUUCAAUGCAGGUAGAACCGAAGAUGCACUUAAAUUUGCACAUGAAUUUGCAGAAUUUUUGGCUAGCCCGAUUGCUCUUGAGGCUGUUAUGCGCGUCCGAGCAUCUAAAGGCAUUCAUAUGACAGCUUUUCAUGGUAAUUUCUUCGUUCGCCAAACCGAUUUACUAUCUUUACCGAAUGUACCAAGGGAUUGUUCUUAUGCAAUUGAACUUGGCAUUGAAGAAAAUAUAAGUUCUACAACAGUUUGUUUCCAGACUGCAUUAUUACAUACAACUUGUUUUG